AUGGAUACAAUCGACACAUAUUCGGUUGACCGCAUGGAGAAGCGCCCUGGCGUGGAUGGGCGCAUCAAAAAUUCUCUUAAUCCCUGGAGAGGGUAUGAAUUCUACUACGAUGUCAUUCUCGGUGGCCAAUAUACCUUCCGGAUCAUCGAUCUGCACAAACAAUAUGGGCCCGUAGUCCGCAUCAACCCGUGCGAGCUUCAUUUCUACACGCCUCAAUUCUACGAAGAGAUCUACGCGGGGCCUACCCGCCGUCGAGACCGAUGGGAAUGGUACACCAAAGCCUUCGGCAUGCCCGGUGCCGGAGCGAGCACGAAUCCCCAUGACUUGCAUAAAGCUCGUCGAGCGGCUCUAAGCCCAUAUUUCAGCAUGCAGAGUGUGCGCAAGUUGCAGGGCGUCAUUGAGGAGAAAGCCGAUUUAUUGAUGAAGAGGUUCAAGGGAUUUGGAGAGCCCGCCCAGGAGAAGAAACCGAUGAAUCUCGAGGUGGCGUUUGCUGCUUAUGCUUAUGACGUGGUGGUAGAAUACUCGUUUGCACGAAGUGAACACCAUCUCGAGGCCGAAGAUUUCGAACCAUGGAUGCAGAAAGCGGCCGUGGGCACCAGUUCGCUAGGCCAGAUCGCAAAGCACAUGUACUGGUUCUUCUGGAUCAUGCUGAAUAUCCCAGACUGGCUGGCCCGGAAGUUGGAUCCGAACGGUAAGGCUGAGUAUACGCUCACCUUUCGGGGAAGCGUGGAGGGGAACCCAAUGCUGAUCCGGGUUAUUCUCACAGCCAGCCGAUACCUGCAAUUCAAGCGAGACAUCAACACCCAGAUCGAAAACAUCCGCACCGGCCUCAAUACGUCGCACAAAACCGCCUCUCAUCCCACCAUCUUCCACGAGAUCCUCAACAGCUCGCUGCCCGAGGCUGAAAAACGCACAUCCCGCCUCGCUGACGAAGGCGCCACCGUCGUCAGUGCUGGAACCGUAACCACUGCCUGGGCCCUCCCUGUGGCUGUCUUCUACUUACUCUCCAAUGCCACAAUCCUCCGAAAUCUGAAAACCGAACUGUACGCCGCGAUCUCAGACCCCACGAAAUCCACACCGCUCGUCGAACUUGAACGCCUGCCCUACUUGACGGGCGUGAUCCAAGAAGGUUUGCGUCUCAGCUAUGGAAUCUGCACGCGCCUUGAGCGCAUUGCACCGGACGAGACGCUGUUCUUCCAUGACAGCCACACGGAUAAACAAUGGGCUAUCCCGCCGGGCACCCCGUGCAGCAUGACUAGUAUCCUCGUCCACCGAAACUCGGACAUCUUCCCCGAGCCAAUGACAUUCCGUCCCGAGCGUUGGAUCGAAAACCCGCGGCUUGACAAGUACCUCAUCGCAUUUUCCAAGGGGAAAAUGCAGUGUUUGGGCAUCAACCUGGCAUAUGCCGAAUUAUACCUCAUGCUGGCCAAGUUGUUCCGCGUUUAUGGAAGCAGAGAAGUCAGAUUUGACGGGGACAUUGGACGGUUGGAUCUUUUUGAUACUACGCUCGAAAGAGAUAUCGAGGUCGCGGAGGAUAGGUUCAUUCCGUUGCCAAGAAGGGAUACAAAGGGCGUGAGGGUCAUGGUGGAAUUGUUCUAA
Messenger RNA from Rhinocladiella mackenziei CBS 650.93, 1599 nucleotides. RefSeq lists its product as uncharacterized. The transcript has 4 exons. NCBI's taxonomy places the organism in Eukaryota, Fungi, Ascomycota, Eurotiomycetes, Chaetothyriales, Herpotrichiellaceae. The record is from RefSeq and is a predicted model, not a curated record. The coding region runs from base 1 to 1599 and encodes 532 amino acids. Gene Ontology annotation, molecular function: heme binding; iron ion binding; monooxygenase activity.